This is a messenger RNA of Sitodiplosis mosellana (orange wheat blossom midge), 1260 nucleotides long. Its product is annotated as BTB/POZ domain-containing protein 6-like. Gene Ontology annotation, cellular component: cytosol. The record is from RefSeq and is a predicted model, not a curated record. NCBI's taxonomy places the organism in Eukaryota, Metazoa, Arthropoda, Insecta, Diptera, Cecidomyiidae. Bases 1 to 1260 code for a protein of 419 amino acids. The transcript has a single exon. Gene Ontology annotation, biological process: neurogenesis. Gene Ontology annotation, molecular function: protein binding.
AUGGCCGACUUUCAUUUUGAUGUCGAGUUCAACGAUCAAUACGAGCGUAUUCCCGCGCAUAAGGUGUUGUUGGCCACUGCGAGUGACGUCUUCCGUACAAUGCUCAAUGGGUCUUGGCUAGAGAAAGAUGAAGCUAAGAUAGUCGACGCUUCACCGUCUGCGUUCAAGGAGUUUCUGCAAUUCAUUUACUUGGGCCGAGUGAAAGUGACAACUGCAAACGUGGCUCAAGUGAUGAACAUGGGAAAGAAGUACGACAUCCCCGAAUGUUUGAAUGCGUGUCAUGACUUCUUGCUAAACACACUCACCAAUGAAAACAUGUGCAUGGGAUAUGGACUUGCGAUACUUUUGGAAGACAAACGAUUGAUGGAAUUUUGUGAGAGCAAAAUAAAAUACAACACGAAGGAAAUACUGUCAUCGGGCAGUUUUCUGCACUGCGAUCGAAAGGUGUUGCGACACAUUCUGCAGUUGGAUUCAUUGUUCUGCACAGGAGCCGAAUUGUUCGAAGCAUACAUGUCAUGGGUAAAGUCAGCCAGCAAACAGGAGCAUCUGACCAGAGAACUUAUUCAAGAACAUCUCGGUGGUUUGUUUUACGCCAUCCCAUUUGGAUCGAUGUCGCUCAAAGAGUUCGCUGCAUUCGAUCGUUCAUACGAAGAUCUCUUUACGCUUGAUGAACACAAAGAAAUUCUUCAAAUGUUUGCAUCGGAAGAUUUCAAAUCUAAAAUUUUCUGUGCAAAUCGUGGAAUAUUCUAUGCAAUCAGCCCAAAAUGGAAUGAAAAUGAUGUGGUCAUUUGCGAUCGCCUAAUGGACGAGUGUCAUCCGUAUUUUUUGGAAAACGUUGAAACAACCAUUUUUUCUACGAAUAAAGUGAGUUUAUUGGGAGCAAUCGUUUGCGCAUACUUACGCGAGAGAAGAAAUGGUGGUUGGUAUAACACGGACAGACUUCCAACGAAAAUAACGAUUACCGAAUGCGAUGAAUCAACUUCUUUGAAUGAAGCAACAAUCGCAUAUGAUGGCAAAAGUGUUUUGGAGAGCAGAAACACAACACGCAUUCUUCUACCCAACCCGAUACUCAUCAAACCGGGAUUCGUAUACAAAAUUCGAAUGGAACAAGAUCCGCCAGCCAAUUACUGUACGCCUCGUGAUCUAAAGUCUGAAGUGGAAUUAGAACCUGGCAUCACUGUGAAAUUCCACGGUUCUACUGAGGGUAAAGUGAUGGGAGGUUUAAUAUGGGAACUUGAGUUCAACCGAAUUCAAAAAUGA